AUGGGGCAGGUGUUUGUGUUGAGAGGCAUUUUCUUUGGAGGUUUUCAUUUGAUUGGAGAGAAGGAGGAAAGUAAUUUGCAUCACAAGAUGAGUUCCCAAGUUAGUCAGAACUAUCACCAGGAUUGUGAAGCUGCUGUCAACAAGCAGAUUAAUGUGGAGCUCACUGCCUCCUAUCUCUAUCAGUCUUUGAUGUCCUACUUUGACCGGGAUGAUGUUGCUCUCCCCCAUGUCUCCCAGUUCUUCAAAGGUCAGUCCCAGGAGAAGCAGGAACAUGCAGAGAAGCUGCUGAAAUUCCAGAAUCAGCGUGGAGGUCGUGUCCUCCUCCAGGAUGUGAAGAAGCCAGAGAGGGAUGAGUGGGGUAACAGCCUGCAGGCAAUGCAGGUUGCCCUGAAUCUGGAGAAGAAUGUGAACCAGAGUUUGCUGGGUCUACACCAACUUGCCACUGCCCAGACUGACCCUCAUCUGUGUGACUUCCUUGAGACUCACUAUUUGGAUGAGGAGGUGGAGAUCAUCAAGCAACUUGGGGACUACAUCACCAACCUGAAGCGCCUGGGAGCCCCUGAGAUUGGGAUGGGAGAGUACCUGUUUGACAGGCUCUCCCUGGAGGACAGCAGUAAAGCUAAAGAACUGAUCGUUGAUUUCAGAAGGAAAGGAAGAGAACGUACUCCCGUUUACGUCAAUGUUGUUCAGCUGCGGGAGCCCGCAAAUGGUCUGCUCAAGGAGCUCCGGCUCAAAAUUGAUGAUCAGGAAUCUGAACUCCAAACACUGCAGCACAUCCAGGAGGGGGAGAAAUACCUCGAUACUGUGUUCCAGGGGGCAGUCACACCUGUGAAAAACUCAAAUAACAUACCGAAAACUAAUGACAAGAAGGUUAUAGCAGGUACCCGCAAGUAUCCUUUGACCUUUGAAAACAAAAACCUCGGGCCUCGCAAGCUGUCUACUUUCUUGGCUUGGAAGAGACAACUGGUCACCUAUGGCUCAAAAUUCCUCUUUCUAACAAAACAGGAAAAUACACCUCAAAGCGAGAGUAUCUUCAGAGGAUAA
Messenger RNA from Stegostoma tigrinum, 1044 nucleotides. RefSeq names its product ferritin, middle subunit-like. Gene Ontology annotation, biological process: iron ion transport; intracellular iron ion homeostasis. Bases 1 to 1044 code for a protein of 347 amino acids. Gene Ontology annotation, cellular component: cytoplasm. Gene Ontology annotation, molecular function: ferric iron binding; ferrous iron binding. The transcript is spliced from 10 exons. The record is from RefSeq and is a predicted model, not a curated record. NCBI's taxonomy places the organism in Eukaryota, Metazoa, Chordata, Chondrichthyes, Orectolobiformes, Stegostomatidae.